GGGCCUCGCAAACACACUACAUGAAGGCGAGUGAAGAUGGCGGAUGUGUUGAGCGUUCUCCGUCAGUAUAACAUCCAGAAAAAAGAAAUUGUCGCCAAAGGGGAUGAGGUGAUAUUCGGGGAGUUCUCCUGGCCUAAAAAUGUCAAGACCAACUACAUAAUCUGGGGCACUGGCAAAGAGGGCCAACCCAAAGAGUACUAUACUUUGGACUCCAUCUUAUUCUUGCUCAACAAUGUGCAUCUGCCGCAUCCCUCGUAUGUGCGAAGAGCUGCAACGGAGAACAUCCCUGUUGUCAGACGACCCGAUCGAAAGGGAUUGCUGUCCUACCUCAAUGGCGAGAGUUCGACGUCAACGAGCAUUGACAGAAGUGCACCCAUAGAAAUAGGUCUUCAAAGGCCGACACAAGUUAAAAGAGCUGCUGAUGAAGUAUCUUCUGAAGCCAAGAAACCAAGGAUUGAGGAUGCAGAACGAGUGCGUCUGGACAAGGAGCGCCUGGCUGCCCGACUGGAGGGCCACAAAGAAGGCAUUGUGCAGACAGAUCAGAUCAGAUCACUGUCUGAGGCUAUGUCGGUGGAGAAAAUCGCAGCCAUCAAAGCCAAGAUUAUGGCCAAGAAACGUUCAACCAUUAAAACGGAUCUAGAUGAUGACAUCACGCUGAAGCAGAGAAGCUUCGUGGAUGCAGAGGUGGACGUCACCAGAGACAUUGUCAGCCGCGAGAGGGUUUGGAGGACUAGGACAACAAUCCUGCAGAGCACCGGAAAGAACUUCUCGAAGAACAUCUUUGCCAUUCUUCAGUCGGUGAAAGCCAGAGAAGAAGGGAGAGCACCAGAGCAGAGACCAACACAGAACACUACCCAAGCGGACCCGUCAUUGAGGAACAAGCAGCCUGUCCCAGCCGCCUACAACAGAUACGAUCAGGAGCGAUUCAAAGGAAAAGAAGAAACUGAGGGUUUCAAGAUCGAUACCAUGGGCACUUACCACGGCAUGACCCUGAAGUCUGUGACGGAAGGAGCAUCUGCCCGGAAGGCCCAGACUCCGGCGCUGCAGCCAGUAGCCCGUCCAGUUUCACAAGCCAGACCUCCUCCAAAUCAGAAAAAAGGAUCCCGAACCCCCAUCAUCAUCAUCCCUGCUGCCACCACCUCCCUCAUCACUAUGCUCAAUGCUAAGGAUCUUCUGCAGGAUCUCAAGUUUUUUACGUCAGAGGACAAGAAGAAGCAGGGCAUCCAGCGGGACAACGAGGUUCUGCUUCAGAGGCGCAAAGACCAGAUCCAGCCCGGCGGCACAACACUGAGCGUUACCGUUCCCUAUCGUGUCAUCGAUCAGCCGCUUAAACUGGCUCCACAGGACUGGGAUCGAGUGGUGGCCGUGUUUGUGCAGGGUCCUGCGUGGCAGUUCAAAGGCUGGCCGUGGCUGUUGCCCGACGGAUCGCCGGUCGACAUUUUUGCUAAAAUUCGAGCCUUCCAUUUGAAAUACGACGAGGCAAAGACGGACCCUAACGUGCAGAAAUGGGAUGUGACCGUCCUGGAGCUGAGCCGCCACAAACGCCAUCUUGACCGACCGGUCUUCUUGCGCUUUUGGGAAACCCUCGACAGAUACAUGGUGAAGCACAAGUCUCACCUCCGGUUCUGAGCUCAGAUCGGAGUUUCUCUCUGAAACUCGCUCAUCCUUCCAACUCUGCACGGUCCACAUGUUUUCCAAGCAACCAAACCAUCCUCCAAAAUAAACCCAAUUUUAUCUGGAGGAGGGGGCCAGAACAGCCAAUGGACUUCCUUGAAAACUCCCAAAGCCUUGUGCUGGAGUUUUCCCCCUGAACAUGAAAAAAGGUCGUUAAUGGGUUUUCUGUUUCAGCUUCUGUUGCUUUUUUUUCUUUCUUUCUUUUUUUUGUUUUAAAGUUUCCAGGAAGUUUAACUGAAACACCAAAUUAUGUUUGAUAUAAAAAAAAAAAGCUACAGGCUGAAAACCAUUAAAAAGAAGUUACCAAACGACACAAAGUGGAUCAAUAUUUGCUUAUUUUCUGGCGGGUUUAUCAGGGAAAUGGUUAGUAUUGGCUCAGAACUGUUCAGAUUGAGAAAAAUGACUGCAGAGCCAAGUUAGAGGACAGACUCUAAUAACUUUGAUUUAGUGUGUUUGUGGUCAGAAUGUACAUACAUGAUAAACUUGUGAGAGCCAACAUUCUGAGCAGAGAAAGCUGCAGGUAGCGAUUUGUUUGUCGAAAGCCUGCUCUGGCUCAGUGAACAAUCUCAGUCAGUUCCUACUUGUGUUUUUCAGACCAUCAGCACCUCUACUGGUCAUGUAAUGGCUGUCUUCUUUUUCUUCUUUUCGUGUUGUGCUAGAUAAGAAAAGAUGGAAAUAAUUGCUUUAAUUCAUCACAUGAGAAUGGACAAUAAAGCCUUUGUGAAACAC
This is a messenger RNA of Fundulus heteroclitus (mummichog), 2403 nucleotides long. It is a transcript of the gene cdc73, whose product is annotated as cell division cycle 73, Paf1/RNA polymerase II complex component, homolog (S. cerevisiae). Gene Ontology annotation, biological process: positive regulation of transcription elongation by RNA polymerase II; transcription elongation by RNA polymerase II. Gene Ontology annotation, cellular component: Cdc73/Paf1 complex. Lineage: Eukaryota; Metazoa; Chordata; Actinopteri; Cyprinodontiformes; Fundulidae. Bases 37 to 1629 code for a protein of 530 amino acids. The record is from RefSeq and is a predicted model, not a curated record. Gene Ontology annotation, molecular function: RNA polymerase II complex binding. The transcript is spliced from 17 exons.